AUGUCUCGUUUGAUUGUAAAGGGCCUUCCUAAGUAUUUUACCGAGCAGAAGCUCAGGGAGCAUUUUUCUAAAAAAGGGGAUGUUACUGAUGUUAAACUCAUGAAGAAAAGAAAUGGUGAAUCAAGAAGAUUUGCAUUUAUAGGCUAUAAAUCAUUUGAAGAUGCAGAAAAGUCUGCCAGAUUUUUCGAUAAAUCAUUCAUAGAUACAGCUAGGAUUGAUGUCGAGUUAGCCAAAACUUUCUCCGAUCCUUCAGUUCCUUUGUCAUUCAAAGAAAAAAGAAGAUUAAACGAUGAAAAGCUUAGAGAACAAGAAGCAAGGUUGGUAGAAGAGCAAGAGAGGAAAAAUAAAAAGCAAAAAACAAAUAAAUCAACUAUUGAUGAAGAAAUCGAAAGCAACCCUAAAUUAAGAGAAUUUAUGGAGGUGAUGAAGCCAUCUCAUCAAGUGAAGUCAUGGGCUAACUUUGAUGUGGCUGAUGGGACAGGGGCUCCUUCUACCCAGAUAUUGGCGGACGAAUUAGCCAGACAAGACGGGAAUGAAUUACCUACGGAAAGUAAUAAACCUAAUGUUUUACAGGCUCCUGAAGGGGAGAGUGAUGAUGAAUAUGAAGACUUUAAACCAACAGAUGCAAACAAAGAGGAAGAAGAGGAGGAAGAAGAAAAAAUGAUGAACUUAAGCGAACUACCAGAAGAGGAGAACAAGUUGGCUAAUGAUGAAAAUGUUACUGAUCUUGAUUGGUUAAAAUUGAGAAGAAGGCGUAUGAAAGAUAAUGAACCAGUAGAAGAUCCACAAGCCCGUGAACUGGUUUCCAAGGAUGAGAUAAAACCUGAAGCAGUUAAAGGAUUACCUGAAAGACACUUGGAGGAACCUCAACAAUCACCAGAAGAAAUAACUAUUGCAAAAAUUUCCGAAACUGGUCGUUUAUUUGUUAGGAAUAUUUUAUACACUUCUACAGAACAAGAAUUCCGCGAACUCUUCGAAACAUACGGACCACUUGAAGAAGUGCAUGUUGCCAUUGAUACCCGUACUGGUAAAUCCAAAGGUUUUGUUUACAUUCAAUUCGUUAAGAAUGAAAAUGCAGUAUCGGCAUAUCAUGCUUUGGAUAAACAAAUUUUUCAAGGUCGUUUAUUGCAUAUUUUACCUGCUGAAAAGAAGAAGGAUCAUAGGCUAGAUGAGUUUGACUUGAAGAAUCUUCCAUUAAAGAAACAACGUGAAUUGAAGAGAAAAGACCAAGCAUCAAAAACACAAUUUAGUUGGAAUUCAUUAUACAUGAAUAGUGACGCUGUAUUAGAUUCGGUUGCGGCAAAGAUGGGCGUUUCAAAAUCACAAUUGAUUGAUGCUCAAAGCUCUAAUUCUGCGGUAAAGCAAGCUUUAGCGGAAGCACAUGUCAUCGGGGAUGUCAGAAAGUAUUUUGAGAAUAAAGGUGUCGAUUUAACUACAUUUGAUAAAAAAGAAAGAGACGAUAAAGUAAUUUUGGUUAAGAAUUUCCCUUAUGGUACAACUAUUGAAGAAAUUGGAGAAUUGUUUUCAGAGUAUGGCCAAUUAAAAAGAAUGUUGAUGCCGCCCGCUGGGACAAUUGCGAUUAUUGAGUUUCGUGAUGCGCCAAGUGCAAGAGCGGCGUUCCAAAAAUUAGCAUAUAGAAGGUUCGGGAAGAGUAUUAUAUAUUUGGAGAAGGGUCCAAAAGAUUUGUUUACUCGUGAACCUUCGUUGGAUGAGAAUAAUGUAAUCUCUGAAAAGCCUGAUGAAAAGGCAGUCGAGGCUAAGGUAACAGCCAAUGAUAUGAUGGGCGAGUCUAAGAUCGAAGAAGAUGAAGAUACAAUUGAUGGUCCUACGGUUUCUAUAUUUGUCAAGAACUUGAAUUUUGCUACUACUUCCCAAAGAUUGACAGAGGCUUUUCAAGCUAUUCCAGGGUUCAUUGUUGCCAAAGUCAAAGUCAAACCAGAUCCAAAAAAAUCAGGAAGCACCCUCAGUAUGGGAUUUGGUUUUGUUGAGUUUAGAACUAAAGAACAAGCAAAUGUGGCUAUUUCAACCAUGAAUGAUUAUGUUUUGGAUGGACACAAAUUACAAUUGAAGUUAUCUCAUAGACAAGGUGGAUCUACUUCCACUUCCUCUAAAAAUGAGAAGUCUAACAAAUCUAAUAAAAUCAUUAUCAAGAAUUUGCCUUUCGAAGCUACAAGAAAGGAUGUGUUGGAAUUAUUCGGUGCCUUUGGUCAAUUGAAGUCCGUUAGAGUACCUAAGAAGUUUGACAAAUCAGCUAGAGGUUUUGCGUUUGUUGAGUUCUCCUUAUUAAAAGAAGCCGAAAAUGCAAUGAACCAAUUAGAAGGUGUCCAUUUACUUGGUAGAAGAUUAGUUAUGCAAUAUGCUGAACAAGAUGCUGGAGACGCUGAAGCCGAAAUAGAUAGAAUGACAAAGAAGGUAAAGAAACAAGUAGCAACUCAACAGUUAGCAUCUGCAAGAUUAGCCGGUAAGGGUAAGAAUAUUGAUUUGGAAGCAGAAUCAGGCGAUGAGUUUGAUAUUGCAGAUUAG
Messenger RNA from Debaryomyces tyrocola, 2523 nucleotides. The record is from the annotation of a GenBank genome assembly. NCBI's taxonomy places the organism in Eukaryota, Fungi, Ascomycota, Pichiomycetes, Serinales, Debaryomycetaceae.